This is a messenger RNA of Diaporthe amygdali, 348 nucleotides long. RefSeq lists its product as uncharacterized. The record is from RefSeq and is a predicted model, not a curated record. The transcript has a single exon. The coding region runs from base 1 to 348 and encodes 115 amino acids. Lineage: Eukaryota; Fungi; Ascomycota; Sordariomycetes; Diaporthales; Diaporthaceae.
AUGCUCACGUUUCAGCUAUACUCUGCAGCCCUCGUCGCCUCGAUGGCCCCCCUGGGCCCUUUCGCAUGGGCGCAAGAGGCACCCUGCGAUGCUUAUUCGCACGCUUGCCUCAAUGUUAUACAAGCCAAUACAUGCUUCGCCGCGUACAUUCGUGGGAACAACGUCACAGAGAUGCUCCGAUGCGUCAAUGUCAGCAACCAGACUCUUGCAACCGAAGAGGUCAGUAUAGUCCGCUACCAUAAGCAGGGAAACAUUCGUAUCGCUGACGAGUCCAAGCUCUGUGCAUGCUAUGGAUGCACCGAGCCCAGCGUGCAGAAGUUCGUCGUCAGCAGCAACAUCUGUCAAUAG